Messenger RNA from Harpegnathos saltator (Jerdon's jumping ant), 3211 nucleotides. Its product is annotated as poly(U)-specific endoribonuclease homolog. Bases 371 to 2875 code for a protein of 834 amino acids. The record is from RefSeq and is a predicted model, not a curated record. The transcript has 8 exons. Gene Ontology annotation, molecular function: RNA endonuclease activity. Lineage: Eukaryota; Metazoa; Arthropoda; Insecta; Hymenoptera; Formicidae.
AAUGGGAAAUCCAUAUGACGGAAUACUAACGAUGGAAGACUACGAGAACGUAAUUUUAUAUAAUCACUUCCUUAAAGAAAAAAAAAUAAAACGACGUUUUUAAGUAUAUGAUAGCAUUUCUUGCGAUUUAACAUUAAUCAGCUUUGAACGUGUUGAAAACGUUCAUUUGUGAACGGUCAAUAGGUCAAUAACGUAAUCUAACAACAUGCUUACAUUCCAAGAAAGCCGCAGUAUACGUAUCUAGAAGAAAGAAAACUGAUAAGUACAAAAUAUGAUACGUAUAUAUUUCAUUAUUUCAUAGCCAACAAGUGCGUCAGUUUCCACAGGCUAUCGUGGUAUUAUCAUCACGAAUCACUUCGUUAUAACAGCGAUGAAAAUCCGAAUUUUGUUAUUUCUCUUUGUUCUAACUCUCCUUAUAAUCGAUGACAUUAGCGCGGGAAAAGUCAGUUUCUCUUCACGCGGAGGAGGAGGCUGGCGAGGAUCGUCACGAGGCUCGUCGUCAUGGGGAGGAAGGAGUUCAGGAGGUGGUUCUAGAUCUGGUUCAAAUACUUUUGGACAUAGAGGUACAUCGGGUGGAUACACGGGAUCAAAUACUCAUGGAAGUUCAUCAGGUAGAUACACAGGAUCAAGGCCAUUUGAAUCUGGGAGUUCAUCAGGUGGACACACGAUGGGAUCAAGUACUCAUGGAAGUUCAUCGGGUGGACACAUGACAGGAUCGAAUCCAAUUGCACAUGGAAGUUUACCGAGUGGGCAGAUAGCAGGAACGUUGGGGCAUGGAAUUUCAUCAGGUGUCGCAUCAUCUUCGCAUCGUCAAAAUAAAGAUUCGAGCAAAUCAUUCUUACAAGCUGAAGGAGGAGGUGCUACUCGACCAUCUCAAACUAAUCCUACAUACUCUUCUUCUGGUCAUCCAUCAGCACCGCGUAGUAAUACAGGAACAUACUCCGGAAGUCAAGCAGGGAAACCAGGCUAUACCACGGAGAACAAACAAAAUUCUGCCCCUUAUAAUCCUUAUAGUCCAUCGGCACCGUCAUUAGACCAUAUAUCGAAAUCCACUGUACCACAUUCACAAAGCCAUGCUCCAACUUCUUUUGGUCAACCAAAUGCGCCUUUCAAGCCAUCGCACGGAACUGUACCUCACAACAAUCCUACAUGGAGCAAUCCGCAUUAUAAUCCAAGUCAAUCUUAUCCACCAAUUCCCGCCUCAACUAAUAUCGGAUUUAAGGAUCAUUUACGUCCCACGUCGAUGCCCGUUCCCUCUCACGUUCCUUCCGCACCUUAUCCUGCUUCCAAUUUUAACCAACGUCCUCCUCCUUAUCCUGUUCAAUCAUCCGCCUUCAAUCAACCACAUUUCGUUGCUGGUCAACCUCAUUCCGCUUAUAACCCUGGCCAUCCGAUCGGACAUCCCAGCAGUUAUCCGAUGCACGUUCCACCGCCUGUACCGGGCACAUUCGGCAAUCCUUACGCUACACAUCCUGUUGGUAGUGCGUACGGUUCUACAGGACCUCCGCAUUAUCCUCCGCAACAACAUAUGCUAGCACAACCAGCCGCGCAACCGUAUAUACCUGGGCAAACAGUCAUUAUGGUUCCUGGUCAGCAAGACAGUGGCAGAGGCUUGGGUCAGAUAGUGAAAGAGGCACUCGUGUUUUCCACCAUCAACGCUGGUGUGAAUAGGUUGCUAAAUCCAUAUCCUCAUCAUCACUACGUAUCCGACAGCAGCAGGCCAGCGAGCAGUAGUACCACUACAAGUGAAACACACAUUACUUAUAACAAUCAUUAUUUUAACGGCGCUCCUACGAGUGACGUACCUGCGAUGCCGCCUUCGCCUUCGUCUUCGAAUCAGGGAGGUGUCAGCUACCCUGCCAAUUAUCCAAGUCCAGUGAAUAAUCCAGCUAUCACACCGGGAGUAUCGAUUCCUACGAUUGUCGGGAACAAUGCUAACGUCACGAAUCCAGCUAAUUCUUCCCUGAGUACGACGAGUACAACCAACAACAUGGGAGGUUCUCCAGUUGUUACUCCAAAUGGAUACUCUGCUGGAAAUACGAUGAACAAUCAAGGAACGUCAGAUCAAUGGGCUAACAUGCCGCACUAUAGGAUAUCGGAUGGCGAAUUAUCGACAUUAACUGAAGAAUUGUUUGCGCUGCAAGAAUUUAAUGUAUCCAAACACUUGACGCUACAUCUGCAAAAUAUAAUCAAAUCUCCGAAUGUAACGGAUCAAGCUAAAGAACCAUUAAUUCAUGUGCAUUCGGACGUGUACGAGUAUCCGACAAUUUUAGCCAUUCGAGCGCUCUAUGACAAUUACGAGCACAAUUCCACCGUGAAGGAGAAUCGUACUGGCAUGAAACGGAAGGAGGAAGACCUUCUGUUGGACGUAUUUCUGAACACGAAUGUAAUGGCUAGAGCUAUGAGAUGGUUGUCGAUUCGAGGUUUCAUCGAUCCGGAUGAUUUCGAGAAGAAAGACACUCUACGACGUAUCUGGUUCAAUCAAUUUGACGGCGCUACUUCAGGAUUCGAACGUGUUUUCGCAUCCGAAAGAUACGGCUACGAUCUUCUUGGUGUGCAGGACUGGAUUUAUUUUGAAUAUCAAGAAUCCAAGAAUCGUAUCGAUUACAAGGGAUACGUCGACAUCUUAAAACUAGGAAAUAACGCCUCGCUAGUGAAGCUGAACUUCCAAAUGGAUGAUAUUAUUAGGCCGAAUGCGACGAUAUUUGUAGGCACACUUCCGGAGCUUGAGAUGUCCUUAUACACAAUAUGCUUCUUCGCUAGACCCAACGACUUGUGUCCUGUUUCUCUUGGUGGCAGCAAGUUCAACAUUUACACACAUUCGUUUAGAUAUUACGGGAAAGAUCUAAUAGAUCUUGCGCUUCCCAUCUUUUAAUCUUAUUAUUGUACAAAUAAACGUUCCAACGUGUGAAUUAUCGAGCUUUAUAUACAUAUAGAUGAUAUCUUAGUAGCAAAACUAAUUUACGUGACUUACGUUGAUUUACGUUAAAAAUUAUCAUAGGAUGUAAAUGAUUAAUUUCCAUUGGCAUUAGUUUUGUAUUAUAAAGCGAUAACUUAACUACAAAAAUAAAUAUAAGCAACUUAUAUUCAUUUUAAUUAAUUUGAUAGAAAUAUAUGUUUUUAUAAUAAAGAUAAUAGUAUUCUUUUUAGGUAAUUAUAAACGUAUAAUGUAUUCUUAAUGUUUGAUCAAAAUAUAAAAUACUAAAAAAAA